CACAUGCGCACCCCUCUCUGCCCACUGCACAGACUACAGUAUAUCAGAGAUGAGACGGAUUAGGUGACAGACAGCAGCGUUUGUUUUCACCCCAGAGAAGAGGGAGGCGAGGGGAGCAGCCAUGGAGUUGAAGGUGCAGGGUAAGAGGAAGAGGGACUCCUAUGUCAGAGUUUUAGGAUGGCCAGUGAAGGCUCCACUAUUCCCAGCCCCGUGGUCCGCCAGAUUGACAAGCAGUUCUUGAUCUGCAGCAUAUGUCUGGACCGCUACGAAAACCCCAAAGUACUGCCCUGCCUGCACACCUUCUGUGAGAGGUGCCUGCAGAACUACAUCCCGGCCCACAGCCUCACACUGUCGUGCCCCGUGUGCCGCCAGACCUCGAUCCUGCCGGAGAAGGGUGUGGCGGCGUUGCAGAAUAACUUCUUCAUCACCAACCUGAUGGACGUGCUGCAGCGGGCGCCGGACAGCUGCAGCCAGGAGGCCGCCGCUCUCAACAACAUCACCACUGUGGCUACGGGCCAGCUGCUCUCCUGCCCCAACCAUGGAGGCAACGUCAUGGAGUUUUACUGUCCGCCUUGUGAGACGGCCAUGUGUCAGGAGUGUACCAGUGGCGAACAUGGAGAACAUCCAACUGUGCCUCUAAAAGACGUAGUGGAACAACACAAGGCCUCAUUACAGGACCAGCUCGACGCUGUCAAGAAGAGGUUGCCGGAGAUCGACUCAGCCCUGCAGACGCUGUCAGAGAUCCUGCAGCAGCUGACCAAUCAAAAGAGCUCCAUUGAGGACGACAUCCACACCACCUUUGACGAGCUGCAGAAGACUCUGAAUGUCCGCAAGAGCGUUUUACUUAUGGAGCUGGAGGUCAACUACGGCCUCAAGCAGAAGGUGCUCCAAGCCCAGCUGGAUACGCUGCUGCAGGGCCAGGAGGGCAUCAACAGCAGCUGCAACUUCACCGAGCAGGCGCUGAGCCACGGCACCGAGGCCGAGGUGCUGCUGGUGAAGAAGCAGAUGAGCGAGCGUCUCAUCGAGCUCGCCAGCCAGGAGCUUCCUCUGCAGCCCGGGGAGAACGACCAGCUGGACUUCCUCGUGGAGACGGACGGGCUGAAGAAGUCCAUCCACAACCUGGGCACUAUCGUGACGACUAACGCCGUGGCCUCCGAGACUGUGGCGACUGGUGAGGGGCUCCGGCAUUGUGUGGUGGGCGUUCCCACCUCCAUCACCAUAACCACUAAAGACAAAGACAGAGAGCUGUGCAAGAUGGGUAACGCAGUCAUCACUGCAGAAAUCUCCUCACCCGAUGGCAGCAAAGGUGAAGGAGAGAUACUGGACAACAAGAACGGCACGUACGAGUACCUGUUCACUGCUCCUAAGGAGGGGACUUUUAAUUUAUCGCUGCGUUUGUACGACCAGCACAUCAAAGGAAGCCCCUUUAAGAUAAAGGCCACCAAGUCUAUAGACGUGUCGCCAACCUCAGACGGCAUGAAGAAGAGGCUCAAGUCUCCAGGCAGCGGUCACAUCAAGCAGAAGGCCAUCAAGAGGCCGGCCAGUAUGUACAGCACAGGGAGGAGGAAAGAGAACCCCAUCGAGGACGACCUCAUCUUCAGGAUCGGCACAAAAGGAAGAAACAAAGGGGAGUUCACUAAUCUGCAGGGAGUGGCUGCCUCCUCUCUGGGGAAGGUGCUGAUAGCAGACAGCAACAACCAGUGUGUCCAGGUCUUCUCGAACGACGGUCAGUUCAAAAGCCGCUUCGGUGUCCGGGGCAGGACCCCGGGUCAGCUGCAGCGGCCGACGGGUGUGGCCGUCCACCCCAACGGUGACAUCAUCAUCGCGGACUAUGACAACAAGUGGGUCAGCAUCUUUUCGAGCGAGGGCAAGUUUAAGAACAAGAUUGGCUCAGGGAAGCUGAUGGGCCCUAAAGGCGUGUCAGUGGACAGAAACGGCCACGUCAUCGUGGUCGACAACAAGUCCUGCUGCGUCUUCAUCUUUCAGCUCAACGGCAAGCUGGUCACCAAGUUCGGUAACCGUGGCAACGGUGACAGGCAGUUUGCAGGCCCUCACUUUGCUGCUGUCAACAACAACAAUGAAAUCAUCGUGACAGAUUUCCACAACCACUCAGUCAAGGUGUUCAACACAGAAGGCGAAUUCUUGCUGAAGUUCGGUUCUAACGGCGAGGGAAACGGCCAGUUCAACGCCCCCACAGGGGUGGCGGUGGAUGUCAAUGGAAACAUCAUAGUAGCAGACUGGGGCAACAGCAGGAUACAGGUGUUUGAUGGCAGCGGCUCGUUCCUGUCCUACAUCAACACAUCAGCAGACCCGCUGUAUGGCCCGCAGGGACUGGCGCUCACCUCUGACGGACACGUUGUGGUUGCGGAUUCGGGCAACCACUGCUUCAAAAUCUACCGCUACCUGCAGUAGUGGCUGUACAGUGUAUAGAUACUCUCACAUGCACUCAUCACUAUGGAGCCGCUGGCAGAUUUGCACUCAUCUGCUCACCCGUUCAUCCUUGAAUCGUGCCGUCGUCGUGCCAUCUGUUCUGACCGUUCUCCACAUGUAUGUCUGCGGCAUCGCCUCUGACGACGAAGAAACAGCAGAGAGUUGUUUGUGCUCUGAAUGAAGUGUGAGGAUCCAUGAUAUUCACAGACGACUGCUUCUGAUUGGUUCGUUGAGGAGUCACUCAUAACCUUGUUCACAUUCCAUCAUAACUACGCUUAUUUGAAAGAUGAGUAUUGUAUAUUAGACCUUUGAUUUGUUGUGACAUUCAGGAAAACUGGAAAAUAAUUCUAUUGCACUUGUUCCUAAAAAUAAAGGUUGGACACUGUGUGAAGUAAAUAAGUACAUUAGUCACCUGAAAAAUAAUGGGAAUUCUAUUUGUAGUUCCAGUAACUGCAGGUCUUAAGAGUCACAUUUUGCCUGUUCCCUAUAAAAGAACAAUCUUCCACCUACUAUAGGUAGCAGGGUAUUUUAGAGCAUGAUUAAGCAUCUCUGUGCAUGCUGUUUUUACUAAUUAACACCAGAAAAACUACUGUGCACUAUAUAGAAAUCUAUUUCAGGCAGACACUUAACUACAUCACCAAAACAAACUUUAAAAUCGAAGCACUAUUUCAUAAAUACUUACUGCCUACAUGUGAAAAUGCCUAGUCGAUGUUUAAUGUCAUCACUUUAAAUUAACACGUGUUUAUUAAAAUAUGCCGAUAACUUCUGCUUAAUUGGUUUAACAAAAACACGCAGUGUGUUUGUGUGUGCAAGACAAGUGUGAGAGUGUUGUGAUCAGUUAAGGUACCAGACAAAAGGUACUUGAUAUGUUGAAUUACGAUCUGCUGUGCGUGUACGCGUGUGUGUUUGGGUGUGUGGUGUAUGAAGCCUCUUCGUCAUUUCGACUUGCGAUCUACUGUGAUUAUGUGCAAACAUCUUAAAAUUUGCUGCAGGGUUUGAGAAAACAGCUAAAAAAGAUGGGGUGGGUGGGGUGUGUAAGUCCUCACCGAGCUGAGCUGCAGAACUGUGAUCACCUUCACUCCUUCCCAUGUGCUCUUAAUGUCCUACAAAAAAUCUUUAGAACUACUAACAAGUUGUAUUUUAGUAAAACAAUUUGUCGGUCCUCCAAAAAAGAUGCAAAGCGUAGUUCAACAGCGGAGGUGUAUGUUGUAAAAAUGCACUGUGCUCCUUAUAGAAAGCCUUAGUCAAAAUCUGUUUGUCUUCAAGCACACAGUUUUCAUCACUUGUAUCCUGAAUUUGGUCAUCCAUUUUCUACACAAUCCUGUUCAAUUGUUUUCCAUUGUCUUGUUUAUAUUUGUAAUGCCAAAUGGAAUUAAAGUGCCCAUA
This is a messenger RNA of Chelmon rostratus (copperband butterflyfish), 3816 nucleotides long. RefSeq names its product tripartite motif containing 2a (gene trim2a). The record is from RefSeq and is a predicted model, not a curated record. Gene Ontology annotation, biological process: proteasome-mediated ubiquitin-dependent protein catabolic process; protein polyubiquitination; negative regulation of translation. The transcript has 12 exons. Bases 178 to 2412 code for a protein of 744 amino acids. Lineage: Eukaryota; Metazoa; Chordata; Actinopteri; Chaetodontiformes; Chaetodontidae. Gene Ontology annotation, molecular function: translation repressor activity; zinc ion binding; ubiquitin protein ligase activity.